Messenger RNA from Cuscuta epithymum, 2544 nucleotides. Lineage: Eukaryota; Viridiplantae; Streptophyta; Magnoliopsida; Solanales; Convolvulaceae. The record is from the annotation of a GenBank genome assembly.
GGGACAGCAAUCCAUUUCUUUACCUUUGUGUCAAUCUCCUCCAUCUCUUCUCAUCCGCUCUAUCAUCCUUUAUACCAAACAAAGAGAGAAGAAAGAAAUCCUGGGCAGUCCCCCCCGUGGAUUUCUACUCCUUAGAUUCUCUCUCUAACCUUCUUUCUCGUUCCAUCUCUCUCUAUACUCUCAAUUGUAUGGUACUAUCAUUUUACCCUUUAUAUUUCUCACCCUUUCUUCCUCUGUGUAACCCAACCCCUGUCUUCAUUUCCAGCCUGUAGACCCAGAUUUGGGCUAUCUCUCGAUGAUGGCAUGAUUCUGGGUUUGCUUCCAAUAACUUCUUGAUCCAUCCGUUUAUUUUUUCUGUAUAUUUUUCUCUCUGGAUAAGAGACAGGCUUUACUUAUUUCAUUCAGGGUGGGGGUGUGCAGAUAGACAUUUGUUAUUGUUUCAAGAAUCAAGAAUUGAUUUUUGAAUUUAGGUUUUUGGAUAUCUAUAUUGUUUGAGGAAAAAGGGGGAACCUGGGAAAUAUUUUAUUGGCAGUUGGACCUUUUUCUGGAUCUGGUGGUAGUAGGUGGAAGAUUUGUUCUUCUGGACGGUAUCCUCGCUGUGAUGUGAAAUUGGGUCGAGGGAAAAUCGAAAAAGAUCAUACCUUUGGCGGCUUUAGUUGUUCUUGUUUCGGAAAUUGAAUAUGGAGCAUAUGAUCGGUGGAAAGUUCAAGCUAGGCCGUAAGAUUGGUGGUGGAUCUUUCGGGGAGCUUUUCCUGGGAACAAAUAUACAAACUGGAGAAGAAGUUGCUGUGAAACUGGAACCAGUUAAAACUAAACAUCCCCAGCUUCAUUAUGAAUCAAAGCUCUAUAUGCUUCUACAGGGUGGAACUGGAAUUCCUCAUCUCAAGUGGUUUGGAGUUGAAGGAGAUUACAAUGCCAUGGUGAUUGACUUGCUUGGGCCAAGUUUGGAAGACUUAUUUAACUAUUGCAACAGAAAGUUUUCCUUGAAAACUGUGCUAAUGCUUGCAGAUCAAUUGCUUAAUAGGGUGGAAUAUAUGCACUCAAGAGGAUUUCUUCACCGCGAUAUAAAGCCUGAUAACUUCUUAAUGGGCUUAGGGCGUAAGGCAAACCAGGUAUAUAUUAUUGACUAUGGUCUUGCCAAAAAGUUUAGGGACCUCCAAACUCAUAAGCACAUACCUUACAGGGAAAACAAGAACUUAACAGGCACAGCUCGUUAUGCUAGUGUUAACACCCAUCGUGGAAUUGAGCAAAGCAGAAGAGAUGAUCUAGAGUCUCUUGGUUAUGUGCUUAUGUAUUUUUUGAGGGGGAGCCUUCCCUGGCAAGGACUGAAAGCUGGAACUAAGAAGCAGAAAUAUGACAAGAUUAGUGAGAAGAAAAUGCUUACUCCUGUCGAGGUUCUUUGCAAAUCCUAUCCAUCAGAAUUUAUAUCUUAUUUUCAUUAUUGCCGGUCACUGAGGUUUGAUGACAAGCCGGACUACUCAUACCUUAAGAGACUUUUCCGUGACCUUUUCAUUAGAGAAGGCUAUCAGUUUGACUAUGUGUUUGAUUGGACGAUAUUGAAAUAUCCCCAGAUUGGUUCCAGCUCUAGAGGAAGACAACCAGUUGGGAGAUUGUCUUUGAAUCCAGGAGCACCAGCUGAAAGAGCAGAGAAGACCCCGGUGAGGCAGGAAGGGCUGAACAAGUUUGCCGGUGCAGUUGAGGCAUUUACUCGAAGGAACAACUCCGGAACUGGUUUGCAUGGAGGUGAUUAUUCGCGGCACAAAAUUUCAGAGCAUAUCCCGUCUUCCAAAGAUGUGCAAGCUGAUACUACUGAUAGAGGAGGGCGUGUUUCACGGACGGGUAGCACUUCAAGGAGGGGGGUAGUGUCAAGUAGCAGGCCAAGCUCGUCGGGCGAGCCCAACAUUGAGACCCGUACUGGACGGCUGGGGUCCAGCAGCGGGCGGCUAACCUCCUCUACCCAUAGAUUGCAUCAUCAUCCCACUGUUGAGUCCAAGUCAUCAUCUUUCACCCGAACCGGUAACACUUCUAGAGGCGGUGGGCGUGAUGACACCCUCCGAAGCUUUGAGCUUCUUACCAUCGGCACUGGGCGAAGGAAAUAAACCCGAACAAACUUUUUACUGGGCAGACGGGUACCCGAGUUGAUUUUCAAGGGAAUCAGUGUAUAUCUGAAAUGGGUCACUCCAUAUUUCCAAGAGCCAUCAACCAUUUAUCUUCUUCCCAUAUAAUUCAUUCCUUCAUUGUAAAAUCUACCAGGAAUGGGGUUAAAAUGUCAGCCUCCAGGAAAUCAAAGGAAAAUCUGUGUUUAAAGAGAACAAUUUUUGAAGUCUCAUUGUUCUACUACAGAAGUAUUUCUUAUAUGUCAUUUGAACCCCUAUUUAUUGUAUUUGCCUAAUGCUGGAAACUACUAAAUUUCAAACUUUUCACCUUUUGGACCACAAGUUUUCCUCUACUUUUGUAUCCCAGUAUCCCACAUUGGAAGUAUGAGGUCUAAUAGCUCAAAGGCUGGCUCGCUUUGUUGUUGAAAAAUGCUAAGUUUUGUGUACA